CAUUCUCUCUUCCUUCGCCAUCAUCGAAGCCACCCAAAAAGGUCAUGACUUCGUCGCAGGAUUGGACCCUAAGUCAAUCGGGCUAGUGAAGGAAAAGCUGAGCCAUUUUCGUCUCUACUGGCACGACGUUGUCAGCCGCCGGAAACCCACUUCCGUCCGGUUGGAAUAGCCCUCCAACAUAAGUGCCACUGGUUUCGGUAUCAUCAACAUGAUCGACGAUCCCUUAACUGACGGGCCGGAAAUGAGUUCCAAAAUGGUGGGAAGAGCACAAGGGUUCUAUGCGCUGGCGUCGCAAGAAGAAAUUGGCCUGUUGAUGUCUAUGAAUUUCGCCUUCAGGGAAGGGAAAUACAACAGCAGCACCAUCACGGUGCUGGGGAGGAACACGGUGUUUUCAAAGGUGAGGGAGAUGCCGGUGAUCGGUGGAAGUGGGCUGUUCCGGUUUGCAAGGGGUUAUCUUCAGGCAAGGACUCAUACAUUUGAUCAGAAAACAGAGGGUGCCAUAGUUGAGUACACUUGUUUUGUUCUGCAUUAUUGAUGAUUCUGACCCCUUUUGUGCUUCCUUUUUUUUUUGCUUCAGCAUAAAGAAAAAGAAAAGAAUGCCAUAAAUUGAUGAGAUGUAC
Messenger RNA from Rubroshorea leprosula, 620 nucleotides. NCBI's taxonomy places the organism in Eukaryota, Viridiplantae, Streptophyta, Magnoliopsida, Malvales, Dipterocarpaceae. The record is from the annotation of a GenBank genome assembly.